Erigeron canadensis is the source of this 1567-nucleotide messenger RNA. Its product is annotated as ERBB-3 BINDING PROTEIN 1-like. The record is from RefSeq and is a predicted model, not a curated record. The coding region runs from base 139 to 1323 and encodes 394 amino acids. The transcript has 10 exons. NCBI's taxonomy places the organism in Eukaryota, Viridiplantae, Streptophyta, Magnoliopsida, Asterales, Asteraceae.
CCCAUUACAAGUUACAAACCCUAGCCCAAUUCACACACACACAAACACCCUCUCUAUACUUCCUGGAAAAUAUUUCUCCAUCCUUAAACCCUAACUCCAUAUCAAUAUCAGUUUGAAUUAAGAAAGAAAGAAGGAAAGAUGUCAGAUGAUGAAAGAGGUGAAGAAAAGGAGUUGGAUCUUUCAUCUCCUGAAGUUGUUACCAAAUACAAAUCUGCUGCUGAAAUUGUGAACAAGGCAAUGCAGUUGGUAUUGUCAGAAUGCAAGCCUCAUGCCAAGAUUGUUGACAUUUGUGAGAAAGGAGAUUCAUAUAUCAGAGAGCAAACUGCUAGUAUGUACAAGAAUGUAAAAAAGAAGAUUGAAAGGGGUGUUGCGUUUCCUACAUGUUUGUGUGUGAACAAUACAGUCUCUCAUUUUUCGCCUCUUGCCAGUGAUGAGACCAUCUUAAAAGAAGGUGAUAUUUUGAAGAUUGAUAUGGGGUGUCAUAUAGACGGUUUCAUAGCUUUGCUGGCGCACACACAUGUUCUUCAGGAAGGUCCAGUGACAGGGAAAGCGGCUGAUGUUAUUGCUGCUGCAAAUUCUGCUGCCGAGGUUGCCUUAAGGCUUGUAAGACCUGGAAAGAAGAACCAAGAUGUGACGGAAGCCAUUCAAAAGGUUGCUGCAGCAUAUGAUUGCAAUAUUGUUGAAGGUGUUCUUAGUCAUCAACUUAAGCAGUUUGUGAUUGAUGGAAACAAAGUUGUUUUGAGUGUCUCAAAUCCCGACACCAGAGUUGAUGAUGCCGAGUUUGAGGAGAAUGAAGUAUAUGCAAUUGAUAUAGUCACUAGCACAGGAGACGGAAAGCCUAAGUUGUUGGAUGAGAAACAGACUACUGUCUAUAAAAGAGCUGUGGACAAGAGCUAUUACUUGAAAAUGAAGGCAUCCCGUUUCAUUUUCAGUGAAAUUAGUCAAAACUUCCCAAUCAUGCCUUUCUCUGCUAGGGCUCUGGAGGAAAAGCGUGCUCGGCUAGGAUUGGUUGAAUGUGUGAAUCAUGAGCUUUUGCAACCAUACCCUGUUCUUCAUGAAAAGCCUGGUGAUUUUGUGGCACAUAUCAAAUUUACAGUUCUUUUAAUGCCAAAUGGAUCCGAUCGUAUUACAUCACACUCCUUACAAGAGUUGCAGACAACUAAAACUGUUGAUGACCCUGAAAUCAAGGCUUGGUUGGCUUUACCAGUGAAGAGCAAGAAGAAAGGUGGCGGGAAGAAAAAGAAAGGUAAGAAAGGCGAAAAAGCCGAAGGUGAUGAAGCAGUUGCAAUGGAUGAAAGCACAAAUGGUGGCACCCAAGGGUGAGAACCAGAUAUCUAUUGUGUAAUUUUGACAAUGCGAAUCCAUUUUGGUUCUUUGUUGCAUCAGAGUCUACUUGAAUGUACGGGUGUUUCCUACAAGGAUGUUUCAACAGAAGAGAGCAUGUACACAGCUUUAUUUGUGUGUUCUUUUCCUUGCCAGAAACAACCCAAAAACAAAGUCUUAAUCGAAAAGUAACUCUUAAAUUCGUGCAUUACAAUAACAUAUAGCCAUGGUGUGUUCAGGAUCA